CACCCGUGCUCGCCGAUCCACAGAAAACGCAGCUCUAGGUUUCUCCUCUCACGCGCCCGAGCUCCCACUCCGCCGCCCGCCGCCGGUCUCCGUCGCCUCCCUCUUCCCCGAGCCGCUCCGCCGCGACCCGUCUCCGCACCAGCUCUUCUUCCCUGAUUCUAGGGUGGAAGUACUGUCUAAACCAAGAGCUCAAAGAUGAACAAGGGGAAGAUUUUUAAGUUAGCCAAGGGAUUCCGAGGAAGGGCUAAAAACUGCAUAAGAAUUGCCAGGGAGCGUGUAGAAAAAGCAUUGCAAUAUUCUUACAGGGAUCGGCGCAACAAGAAAAGGGACAUGCGAUCUCUCUGGAUCGAGCGCAUCAAUGCUGGUACACGACUCCAUGGGGUGAACUAUGGCAACUUCAUGCAUGGACUGAUGAAGGAGAAUGUCCAACUCAACAGGAAGGUACUCUCGGAGCUGUCGAUGCAUGAACCGUACAGCUUCAAGGCCCUCGUUGAUGUAUCCCGCACUGCGUUCCCUGGGAACAGGCCGGCUGCCAAGAAGGAAGGACUAGCAAGCAUUCUAUAGACAAUCCCUCCCUUGACAAUUCAGUUUGCUGGUUGAAACCUACCAAAGCCUUGUGAUGAGCUCAUGUGAUGUGGGUAUGUAUCACAUCACGGUUUAGUCCAUGUUAUUCGGUCUGUUGGCCUGUUGAACAGAGGGUGCAUGUACUGUACUUGGUGCGCUUCUUUUUCUGGAUAAUGCGCUCUGUUUACCGUCAAUAAAGAAAGAUCUGGUCAUUUUGGGAAGAAAA
Molecule: messenger RNA, 790 nt
Organism: Hordeum vulgare subsp. vulgare (domesticated barley)
Lineage: Eukaryota; Viridiplantae; Streptophyta; Magnoliopsida; Poales; Poaceae
Product: 50S ribosomal protein L20-like
Exons: 3
Coding region: 196-564 (122 amino acids)
Biological process (GO): translation; ribosomal large subunit assembly
Cellular component (GO): ribosome
Molecular function (GO): rRNA binding; structural constituent of ribosome
Source: RefSeq, a predicted model, not a curated record